Clunio marinus is the source of this 423-nucleotide messenger RNA. The record is from the annotation of a GenBank genome assembly. Lineage: Eukaryota; Metazoa; Arthropoda; Insecta; Diptera; Chironomidae.
AUGUUUAGGUCUUUGUAUCUCGUGAAAAAAUAUUUGCAUGGUAUUUGGCAACAAGUGAAAGAUUUGCAAAGUGUUAAUUUCGUUUCAACAUUAUUCACUGUCGUAGUUCAAAAACAUUUGUCUAUAAGGUGCCAUUCAGAUCUUAUCAAAAUGCAAAUAAUCUUAAUUACAAUCACACUUCAACAUCAUUUGGUUUAUUCAAUCGAGUGGUUUAUUCCUGCACUUGAAUUGCAUUUCCUGAACAUCAUUUUCUACGAUUCACUCAAGCUCCUAACUGUGACUGAAUGGGUUGAAAAUUUACCUGAAACAGAUAAAAAGCUUCAACAACACAUUGUUUGUGCAAUGAAAUCAUCCAAUGAUCUAUUAAUCUAUUGGAGAUUAGAACUUGAAAAAGCUUUAUCUGAAACUAAUAAAUUAGAUUAA